Molecule: messenger RNA, 402 nt
Organism: Spinacia oleracea (spinach)
Lineage: Eukaryota; Viridiplantae; Streptophyta; Magnoliopsida; Caryophyllales; Amaranthaceae
Exons: 1
Coding region: 1-402 (133 amino acids)
Source: RefSeq, a predicted model, not a curated record
AUGGGGGUUACUGCUGACAGCCUGUGCUUCUUAUGUGGAAAUGCUGAUGAGGAUCAAAAACACUUAUUUUUUGAGUGCCCUUACAAUUUAAGAUGUUGGCAACAGUGUUCUACUAAGUUUGGUAUGGAUAGAGCUCCUAAAUGUCUACAUGACAUUUUUCAGUGGAUUCUCAGUAAAAGGAUUACCAAGUUCAAGAAAGGGGUACUUUCCACCUUUGUGAUGUGUGUUGCAUAUCACAUUUGGAGUGAAAGGAACAAUGAUAUGUGGAACUCUCAAAUCAGAUGUAUAGAUAAGGUGCGCAAUAAUAUACUAAAGCAUGUAUAUAAUAGAGUGAAUGCAGUGAUGCCUAGGGAUGUUAGCAAUAGGGAUCACACCUGGUAUACAACCCUGCUUGCAGGGUAG